Molecule: messenger RNA, 1199 nt
Organism: Lolium perenne
Lineage: Eukaryota; Viridiplantae; Streptophyta; Magnoliopsida; Poales; Poaceae
Product: ethylene-responsive transcription factor ERF109
Biological process (GO): regulation of DNA-templated transcription; ethylene-activated signaling pathway
Molecular function (GO): DNA binding; DNA-binding transcription factor activity
Source: RefSeq, a predicted model, not a curated record
UCCCGUCUUCCCGCUCACUUCAAACUACACCUGACGGACAACACAAUUCAAGCACAGACACAGGAGCUUCAACACACAGACAGAGGAACAUCAAGAACACAGCAACAGAGGAGGAGGAAGAAGAAGCAGGGCCAGAAGCAAGAACACACCGACGAAUGACCUUCAGCAUGGCGGCGACAGCAAUGGGUGACACCCGCCAGGAGUACAUGAUCCGAUUCGACGCCCACUUCGAGGAUCCAUCCCCGAGCUCAGCCAUCGCCGAGCCACCGCCACUGCCGCCGCAGCAGCCAUUCGCGGGCAGAGCGAUCACCCCGGAGCAGGAGCACAGCGCCAUGGUCGCCGCGCUGCUGCACGUCAUCUCCGGCUACACCACGCCGCCGCCGGACAUCUUCCCGGCGGCGGCGGCGGCGGCGCGCCGGGAGGCCUGCGCGGCGUGCGGCGUCGACGGCUGCCUCGGCUGCGAGUUCUUCGGCUCCGACGCCGCAUUGGACGGCGCGCAGAAGACGACCGCCUCCGCGCCGGCGCCGGCGGCCAAGCCGCAGAGGAAGCGGCGGAACAAGAAGAACAAGUACCGCGGCGUCAGGCAGCGGCCGUGGGGCAAGUGGGCGGCGGAGAUCCGCGACCCGCGCCGCGCCGUGCGCAAGUGGCUCGGGACCUUCGACACCGCCGAGGAGGCCGCCAGGGCCUACGACAGCGCCGCCAUCGAGUUCCGCGGCCCGCGCGCAAAGCUCAACUUCCCCUUCCCCGAGCAGCAGCAUCGGACUCUCGACGCCAGCCAGCCCAAGGACGACGACGACGGCAAUGCCGCGGCAAAAUCAGACACCUACACUCCCUCGCCCCGAAGCGCGCCGGACGUCGUCGAGGUCCGGGUGCCGCAGGGGUGGGAGGAAACAGGGGACCAGCUGCUCUGGGACGGCCUGCAGGACCUGAUGAAGAUAGACGACACCGAGCUCUGGUUCCCGCGGUCUUCCAAUUCCUGGAAUUGAACCUGCCUGUCCUGCCUGAUUAGAUGAUCCCAGCCGUUGGGCUGGAGUAGAGUGGAAAAGACCACACUGGCUCUCUCUUUUUUACUUUACUUCUUCUUUCUUACUAGUAGUACCUCUGUUGUAUUAUUUGACCGAAACAGAGUUUGUGAAUUACACUACUACUAGGGUUGGCUGUAUCAACUGUAUACCUAUUAAUGAGGCAAUUUUGGGUUU